Messenger RNA from Bufo gargarizans (Asiatic toad), 1006 nucleotides. It is a transcript of the gene UCHL1, whose product is annotated as ubiquitin C-terminal hydrolase L1. Bases 89 to 763 code for a protein of 224 amino acids. Gene Ontology annotation, biological process: protein deubiquitination; ubiquitin-dependent protein catabolic process. Lineage: Eukaryota; Metazoa; Chordata; Amphibia; Anura; Bufonidae. Gene Ontology annotation, molecular function: cysteine-type deubiquitinase activity. The record is from RefSeq and is a predicted model, not a curated record. Gene Ontology annotation, cellular component: cytoplasm. The transcript has 9 exons.
AUAAAAGCAGCCGGGGCGUGGCCCUUCUCUCAGUCAGCGCUGGAGCAUCGUGAGGAGCGGAUAGAGAACGUGAGGAGCAGUCUUCGUCAUGGCGUUGUCACCUAUUGAGAUUAACCCUGAGAUGCUGAAUAAAUUGUUGAAGAAAUUGGGUGUCUUGCCGAGCUUCAAGUUUGUGGAUGUCCUAGGGUUUGAGCAGGAUUACCUGAAGUCAUUUUCCCAUGAGGCCUGUGCGGUGCUGCUGCUCUUCCCACUCACUUCACAGCAUGCAGAAUUCAGGAAGAAGCAAGAUGAUGAACAGAAGGACAAGGAUCCUGAUGCCAAAGUAUAUUUCAUGAAACAGACCCUUGAAAACUCUUGUGGAAUAGUUGGGCUCAUUCAUGCUGCAGCUAGUAUUAAAGACAAACUGAGUUUUGAUGCAGAUUCUGCUUUGAAGGACUUCCUUGACAAAUCAGCAGCUGCCUCUCCUGAAGACCGGGCCAAACUCCUGGAGGAAAAUGAGGCCCUGCUGUCGGCACAUAACUCCAUUGCAGCUGAAGGACACUGCAGGCCUAAUGAAGAUGGAGUCCAUUUCCACUUCAUAGUGUUCACAGCAGUUAAUGGGCAUCUCUAUGAGCUUGAUGGGUUAACUGCAAAGCCUAUUGACCAUGGUUCUACUUCUGAAGGUGCUUUACUGGAGGAUUCUGGCAAGAUCUGCAAGCAGUUCACAGAGCGGGGACAAGGCGAUGUCCGUUUUUCAUCUGUGGCUCUUGUCAAGGCUGCAUAACAUGUUUCCAUUGUAGGUCACUGUAGUUUGGUUAUCACCGGUUACUGCCUUGUUUUACCUGUUAAGUGAGUUAGACCUAAUGCUCCAGCAAGCUAGGAUGAAAGUGCUUCUCAACACAUGCUUUUGGCUCUGUAGGUACUUCUUGCUGUGAUUUUGUGCUUUACAAAGUCUCACCACCUUGCAAACAUAGAGCACUUAGUGCAACACAAGUUGAAUUAAAAUGUUUGUUUUGGAGAACAAAAA